UUGGCAGCGCCGUGCGAUGUUAUGUCAAACGUCAAACGCCAAGCUUGCCACUACAGCUCUUCCGGUGUAGCUCUUUCUUUCCCGAUCAACACAUCAAAAUGGGUAUUAGCCGCGAUAGCUAUCAUAAGAGGCGAGCCACUGGUGGCAAGAAGGCCGCCAUCCGCAAGAAGAGGAAGUAUGAGUUAGGACGCCCGGCCGCCAACACCAAGAUUGGUGCAACUCGUGUCCACUUCGUGCGUACCCGUGGUGGUAACAGGAAGUUCCGUGCCCUCCGUCUGGACUCGGGCAACUUCGCCUGGGGAUCGGAGGGUAUGGCCCGCAAGGCACGUAUCAUCGACGUCGUGUACAACGCGUCGAACAACGAGCUGAUCCGUACCAAGACGCUGGUGAAGAACGCGAUCAUCGUGAUCGAUGCGUCGCCCUUCCGUCAGUGGUACGAGAGCCACUACCUGCUGCCGCUUGGCAAGAAGCGCGAGCUGAAGGCCGGCGAGGAGGAUGUGUUGAGCAAGAAGCGCAGCAAGAGCAACCUGCGGAAGUACGUCAAGCGCCAGAAGAACGCCAAGAUCGAUCCUGCAGUGGAGGAACAGUUCAACGCUGGUCGUCUGCUCGCUUGCAUCUCUUCCCGCCCUGGACAAGUUGGACGUGCCGACGGUUACAUCCUGGAGGGCAAGGAGCUUGAAUUCUACCUUAAGAAGAUCAAGAACAAGAAAUCCAAGUAAGCAGUGACAAACGGUGGCGCUCUGUGGUGUGUCAGUGUUUGUGUGCUGUGCGUUGGUAGUGACGGAGGAGGGGCGGUGAUGAUAGCUUGUUGGUGGCAAAUAGAUCGCCGGUUGUCGGUGCUACGAUCCGUUCCUCGUCGUAGCAUUGUCGAGCAUCGCACCAACCUUAGAAACAGAGCAACAAAACAUCGUGCGUCAUCAUCUCCUCGGGGGCAGUGAAGAGGCGUAACUGUACUGUGACGCCUUGUGUACGUGAAAAAGGAGGAAUCCUUGCGAGAGAAGGGAAGGAAUAAAACUUCAAAAAAACCACACAAUGA
Messenger RNA from Anopheles merus, 1036 nucleotides. RefSeq names its product 40S ribosomal protein S8 (gene RpS8). The transcript has 4 exons. NCBI's taxonomy places the organism in Eukaryota, Metazoa, Arthropoda, Insecta, Diptera, Culicidae. Gene Ontology annotation, molecular function: structural constituent of ribosome. Gene Ontology annotation, biological process: translation; maturation of SSU-rRNA from tricistronic rRNA transcript (SSU-rRNA, 5.8S rRNA, LSU-rRNA). Bases 99 to 719 code for a protein of 206 amino acids. The record is from RefSeq and is a predicted model, not a curated record. Gene Ontology annotation, cellular component: cytosolic small ribosomal subunit; ribosome.